CUUCUUGAUAUUCGUUGUGCCUCUCGGUGGUCGAAUUGUUUCUCAAAGUCAUAGCUACUGUGUUCCCAGCGGAUCCACCGCCGAGGCCGUAACGACAUCUUUCUACCCAGUCCUCCAAACCAAUCUGAUAUAUCUCUUGAGGCCAAUUGGACUUGAUCUUUAUUGCGAUACAUUUUGGAAAUCAAAGAGAGAGGACAAAAAUGUCUCAUCUCGCUGUGGAGCCAGAGUUCGAGCAGGCGUACAGAGAGCUGGCCUUUACUUUGGAAAACUCCACUCUUUUCGACCAGCACCCAGAAUAUCGCAGAGCGCUCGCCGUGGCAGCUGUGCCAGAGCGUACCAUUCAGUUCCGUGUGACUUGGGAAAAUGACAAGGGCCAACUGGAAGUCAACCGGGGUUACCGGGUUCAAUUCAACUCUGCUCUGGGGCCUUACAAGGGAGGCCUUCGGUUUCACCCCACAGUCAACAUGUCCAUCCUGAAGUUCUUGGGCUUCGAGCAGAUUUUCAAAAACGCCCUGACGGGAUUGAACAUGGGUGGCGGAAAGGGAGGCGCCGAUUUUGAUCCUAAGGGAAAAUCGGACAACGAAAUCCGAAAAUUCUGUUCCGCCUUCAUGAUGGAACUCAGCAAGCAUAUCGGUGCUGAUAUUGACGUUCCAGCUGGCGACAUUGGUGUUUCAGGGCGUGAGAUUGGUUUCCUAUUCGGUGCAUACAAGAGACAGCGACACCUGUGGGAGGGCGUAUUGACUGGGAAAGGACUUAGCUGGGGGGGAAGCCACAUUCGCCCCGAGGCCACUGGGUAUGGUCUGGUUUACUACGUCCAACACAUGAUCGAAUAUGCCACAGACGGCAAAGAAAGCUUCAAAGGCAAGCGAGUUGCGAUCUCCGGCUCGGGGAACGUCGCGCAAUACGCAGCACUCAAGGUCAUCGAAUUCGGCGGCACCGUCUGCUCUCUCAGCGACAGCAAGGGAUCACUAAUUGUCCGCGACCACGUGGAUAGUAUCACCCCAGAAGAAAUAUACCUGGUGCAAGAGCUCAAAGUCGAACGCAAGCAACUGUCUAGCCUUGCUAACACCGAUUCCUUCCGCGGACGAUACAAAUACGUCGAGGGCGAGCGACCGUGGACGCACGUCGGCAAAGUUGACGUCGUCCUGCCCUGCGCCACGCAGAAUGAGGUCUCUGGACCCGAAGCUCAGGCAUUGAUGGACGCUGGCGCUAAGUACAUUGCCGAGGGGUCUAACAUGGGUUGCACGCUGGCUGCUGUUGAGCACUUCGAAGCCAGUCGCCGCUUCCACGCCAUGGGGAAAUCCAUCUGGUAUGGCCCCGGAAAGGCAGCCAAUGCAGGCGGUGUUGCUGUCUCCGGUUUGGAGAUGGCGCAGAAUGCGCAGCGCCUAACCUGGACAGCUUCUGAGGUCGAUGCGAAAUUGAAGCAGAUCAUGAAGGAGUGCUUCGAGAUCGGCGUUCAGACGGCAAAGAAAUAUGUAUUGCCUGAAGAGGGCGGCGGAUUACCUUCCUUAGUUACGGGAAGCAACAUUGCUGGCUUCAUGAAAGUUGCAGCCGCGAUGAAUGAUCAGGGCGAUUGGUGGUGAAAAUAUGGGGCCAUUUUUCCAAUUUUCAGUUUCCAAGAGAUCAUUGCUUCCUGUCACUUAUAACCGUCUUGUAUAUUGAUCGGUCUGCUGGUAACGUUGGGGGUUCCUACGUUGCCUCUGGCGUUUUGUGCCAUUUAUUUUGAUACUCAUGUCUUGUUUUGUUUUGCGUGGGAUCGAUCAUGCGUGCUUGUCUCAUAGAAUCAUGAGCAGUGUUUGGGUGGAAUAGUUGGUGCCUGAUUUUGGGAUAUCUUCCUGCGAUUUUCAUCACUUCCAUGUUCCUUGCGGUGUUCGGUUUUUAUUCAUGGUUCAUGCAUGCUCUUCCAUAUCCAUGCGAGCGUUCACCCACAGUUCUGGCGAUUGUUGGACCCUGUAUUCUUCCUUGACGUUAACGAAUGAAUGUUGUGUUUAUCCUAUGGUUUUGGUGUAAACUGUCUUCUUGAGUUAAAUACCAGUAGUAUAAAUAAGAAAAUAACUUAGCAGAC
Molecule: messenger RNA, 2065 nt
Organism: Histoplasma capsulatum G186AR
Lineage: Eukaryota; Fungi; Ascomycota; Eurotiomycetes; Onygenales; Ajellomycetaceae
Product: NADP-specific glutamate dehydrogenase
Exons: 6
Coding region: 201-1583 (460 amino acids)
Cellular component (GO): cytosol
Molecular function (GO): L-glutamate dehydrogenase (NADP+) activity
Source: RefSeq, a predicted model, not a curated record